AUGUCAGGGGACAAAGACUCAGAUGGAGACAGUAAUGUGAUACCUACAACCCUAAAUGAAACAGAAGAGUCAAAGACUCAAUGCUUCGCAUCAUCUCAACCCAACAAUACUAGCUUCACAUUUUUAUACGAAAAACCUUGUAAUGCUAUAAUUCUCGCUGACCGUAAAACCCAAGAAGCACUCUUCUGUUAUUGUAAUUUUGGUAAAGUUCUCAUUCAAAGACGUAGUGAAUUGGCAUCAGAAAAACAAGUUGAUCCGGAUUCUAAUGCAGUUAGUAGAAUUUUAAAUAAGGAAGUUCGCGCUCAACUCCCUGCAAAUAUUUCUGACGCGCUUUUAUGGAAGAUAAUCGAAAAGGCUAAAAAGCUCUACAAACUUUUCAGUGUAAUAGAUAACGUAACAUUUGACUAUAGUAUUAAGAUAGAACCCACCCUAAAAUCCGAAUUCCCUGAACCGAGUUCAGGAAGUGAUCAGCAAAUUUCUUGCGAAAAAGAAAAUAAAGAUUCAGAAUUUUUGGAAACAGAGGUAGGCACUACAUUCAUUCCCUCUGUCCCAUUGUUUCAUACCUCCAAUUCGGAAGAUAUUAUGAGUGAGGAUAACAAAUAUUUACCGGAGGAAGAGGAUAAUAAUAUAAGCGAGAAAGCCGAAUCUUUACUAGAGGGAGAGGAAGCUAUCUGGAAUUUUCGCAGCGACAUCAGGGCCAUUGCGCGAGCAAUAUUAACCAGAAGUCACUUAGAUAUAGACAAGUUUGUUCCUAGAACAAAAAAAAAGCCAGACCAAUUUGCUCAGAGUGGCUUGAUUCGAUUUGAACGAAAAAAUGAGGCACCAAGAGGAUACUUCACUGCACC
This is a messenger RNA of Acaulospora morrowiae, 845 nucleotides long. NCBI's taxonomy places the organism in Eukaryota, Fungi, Glomeromycota, Glomeromycetes, Diversisporales, Acaulosporaceae. The record is from the annotation of a GenBank genome assembly.